AUGCAGGGCACGGAGGAAUGCAAGGCCCAAGUGGACGGCUACCCGGGUGCGCUGUUCAAGGGCUUCACCAACGUCAGCGAAGCUCUUCAGUUCUUGAACGGUGCUAUAAUCGACUUGGUGGGAGAGCAGCCCCAGCCCCGACUGCCCGAAACGAUCUUCAUCGACCUGGUCGGCGAGCCCGAGCCGGUCGACGACGUGGUGGUCGUCGCAAGCACCACCCCAACGACGAACUUUAAUUACACGUACCGACCGGCUACGACGAUGACGACGACGGUACCGCCGCCGCUACCGCUUCCGCCGCUCUUCGUCGCCGACUGGGUGCAGAGCUACGUUCCCGCGUUCCCUGUGCGCCGAGCGCUGCCGCCGUCAAUGCCCACAGUGGGCUCCACCGUCGACAUCUCCGACUCGCCGGUGCGCAGCCCAGUCGACCAGCCGGUCCCCAAGCGAAUGCGCUACACCACCGACGCGCCGCCGCCGCCGCCACUGCCGCCGUCGUGCACGGCCGUGCCGGUCUCCCCGCCGCUGGCGGUGGCGGUGGCGGUGGCGGCCUCGCUGGAGGCUCCCUUUGAUAGCGACGGCGAAGAGGACCACGAUGACGACGACGUGGUGCUGAGCGCGGAGCAGCGGCGCGCGCUGGCCCUGGCCGAGAGCGGCCACUCGAUGUUCCUCACGGGCUGCGCCGGCACGGGCAAGUCCUUCCUCCUGGGCCACAUCCUCAAGCGCCUCCGCCGUAUCCACCGGGACCCGGACGCCGUCGCCGUCACCGCCUCCACCGGAGUGGCUGCGUGCAAUAUCGGCGGUGUGACGCUGCACCGGUGGACGGGGAUCGGACUCGGGGACGAGAGCAUCGCGGUCAUGAUCCGCCGCGCCUUUGGCAAGAAGGAGCAGUGGCAGAAGGCCCGAGUACUCAUCAUCGACGAGAUCAGCAUGAUAUCUGCCGAUCUGUUUGACAAGGUCGAGUAUAUCGCGCGGCGCGUGCGCAACUGGUACAACGAGCCACAUAAGGAACAGCCCUUCGGCGGCCUUCAGGUCAUCUGCUGCGGCGAUUUCUUCCAGCUUCCGCCGGUGGUGGACAAGAUGCUGGGCCGGCGCGGAGGGGACGAGAACAAGGUGUUUGCGUUCAACGCCGAAUCGUGGCCAUCGUGUAUCGACACCGUUGUACAGCUGACCGAGGUGUUCCGACAGAAGGACGAGCGAUUCCAAGCGAUCUUGAACGGCAUCAGGCAGGGCACAUGCUCAGAUGACGCCGCAUCGACCUUGAACGAGUGCAGAACACCCGCCCAACUCCACAUCCCUUCCGACGUAUGUCUGAUGCGCAAUUUGGACGAUGGCUCCAACAUUCUGCCCACCAAGCUGUGCCCCACCAACUACGAGGUGGAGAACAUCAACCGGGUGCACAUCAACGGCAUCAGGAGCGCUCCCGUCAAGUACCCCGGCAAAGACGAUGUGCCCUCCGAAGACGGGCCGCGCAGGAUACUGCUCAACUGGCUCGAGAAGGGCUGCAUCGCACUCAACCACGUCGAGCUCAAGAUAGAUGCGCAGGUGAUGCUGAUCAAAAACCUCUCGUCUGAGCUCUACAUGUACAACUCGUGGCAGCAGCGCAAGUGGUUCAGCGAGAACAGCAAAACCAAGCUGCCCCGUGUUCGCUUCGUAGGCACGACCGAACCGAUCAUCAUUGGUCCUAUGGUGUUCAGCGUGAAAUACCGGGAGCAUGGUCGAGAGCACGAGGCGUCGAGGUGCCAGGUUCCGCUCAAGCUGGCCUGGGCCGUCACCAUCCACAAAUGCCAGGGUCUGUCGCUCGAUCGCGUGGAGAUCCAGUCGCUGAGUCGAAUCUUUGCCUCGGGCCAGGCCUACGUCGCGCUCAGUCGCGUGCGCACGCUCGAGGGCCUCUGCCUCCGCGACCGCUUCCGCAAAGAGCACGCUAUGGUGAGUAAGGAGGUGGUCGAGUUCUAUCGGAAGUGCGACCGGGAGGAGCGUUAUUCGUGCGUGGCGCCCAAGUGCCAGGGCGUGGUGGAGUCGGGCCAGAAGGUCCCGCGAUUCGUGAUUGCUGAGUACGACGAGGGCGCGAAGAGAGAGGGCAAGCCGCUCGACAUCAGCCCUGCAGCCAAGGAGAAGGAGGUACUCCAGGGCGUUUCCACGAGCACUUCCUACUACACCACCAGCAACAAAAGUUCGUACGGCAGCAACUACAGCAAGUCGUUCGGUAGCAAGUCGUACGGCAGCAAGUCAUACAGCAACGACAACUAUGGCAAGAAGCAACGCUAUUACAACUGA
Molecule: messenger RNA, 2274 nt
Organism: Acanthamoeba castellanii str. Neff
Lineage: Eukaryota; Discosea; Longamoebia; Acanthamoebidae
Product: RRM3/PIF1 helicase, putative
Exons: 14
Coding region: 1-2274 (757 amino acids)
Biological process (GO): DNA repair; telomere maintenance
Molecular function (GO): ATP hydrolysis activity; DNA helicase activity
Source: RefSeq, a predicted model, not a curated record